AUGAGAGGGCAGUUAAUAUGCUUCAAGAGGUCUUUUUUUGGAUCGUCAAAACCACAGACAUACAGUAUCACGCGAGUUCUUAAGGGGUCGCCUCUGCAACUCUACAAGAUAGUCAGUGAAGUCAACAAUUACAAAAAUUUUGUGCCAUUUGUUGAAGAUUCGUUUGUUUCCAGCAGAGAUGAGCAACAGCAACCUACCAGAGCAGGUUUAAAAAUUGGAUGGAAAGAUAUUACGGAAAAGUUUGAAUGCAUGUUGACAUGCAAGGAGAAUGAAAGAGUCCACGCGAGGAGUGUCGAAUUGGACUUAUUUCACGAGUUGGAAACAGAAUGGAAGUUUAGAGAUGCAAAUGGAGAUAAAUGUAGAGUAGAUUUUACAUUGUUGUACAAAUUCAAGAACCCCUUGUAUGAUAGGCUUAGCUUCAUGUUUGCUCCACAAGUAACAAACAUCAUGAUUGGUGCUUUCGAAAGUAGGCUUCAACAGUUGAAGAGACAAUCACAUAGAGUACAAAAGUUGUAG
This is a messenger RNA of Lodderomyces orthopsilosis Co 90-125, 516 nucleotides long. RefSeq names its product ubiquinone-binding protein. The transcript has a single exon. NCBI's taxonomy places the organism in Eukaryota, Fungi, Ascomycota, Pichiomycetes, Serinales, Debaryomycetaceae. Gene Ontology annotation, molecular function: ubiquinone binding. Bases 1 to 516 code for a protein of 171 amino acids. Gene Ontology annotation, biological process: ubiquinone biosynthetic process; cellular respiration. The record is from RefSeq and is a predicted model, not a curated record. Gene Ontology annotation, cellular component: mitochondrion.